AUGAAUUGGACGAGACGCGAUGGCAGCUUGACGGGCAUGUUGGUGGCGUGGCUUCUCGCGGCUGCCGUGGCCACCGGCCGCGGACGAGGUCCAAAUGAGAGUGAUGGCACCAAAGGGAGGACUGGAGAUCACGUCACCCCCCCCUCAACCCAAGACCGAGAAGGUGAGGUUCACUGGGUCACCACCCCGUCGCCCAUGAACAGCCCAGACCACCGGCCCGUCCUCAAAGGCUUGAUGCUUCAAGAGCACCUUCUCUUGAGGGACUUUGAGGGCGACCAACACUUUUUCAGGAGCGACGGCUCCGCGGCGGCGUACCCCACCAGAGCGGGAGCCGCUCACCCGGUCACGCAAAUAGUUCCCCACGAGGAAGCUCCCGCUUUUUCGGAUAUGGCCUCUACCGCCACCGUGGCCGCUACGUCGUCACUGACGACGUUCUCUCCUACAACACCCAAACCUCUCCUUCAGAAGUCACACGAAGAAAGAAACAAACGCAGGCAGACGCCGCAAGCGAUGCCGAACGACGACGAAGCGGCUGCUUCCUUAUCAUUGCGGCGAGAUCAACUUCACCCUUGGAGGGAUUUUUCCGAGCAGUCCGGUCUUGCACCCUCCACAAUGAGGAUGGCAAAAGGGCAGGUGGGGGAAAUCACAGCCAAAGACAAAAGCGGUCCUAAUCAGUCCCUUCCAAACCUUACUUCAUCAUUCCGAACGGAGGCCACGUCAACCUCUGUGAUAACGACGACAACCAUCACCACUGUGCAAACAUCUGAGCCGUGCGGCCUAAAUUUCACUGACCCCGAGGGCAACAUUGAAAUCCUGCAGCAGCUUGACACAGCAAUGGAGUGCAACUACUUGAUUACCGUCUACCUGGGGUACGGCAUCGAGGUCCAGGUGGUGAAUGCAAGUAUGUCGGAGGGACAGCGCGUGACCCUGGAGGACACGGGUGGCCGGGAAUCCUUUGUUCUCGCCAACGAGUCAGUUUUAAUACGUGGUCUUGUGCUACGCAGUCGGAGCAAUCAGAUCUCCAUUCGUUUCCGUAGCGACCAACAGCACCACUCGGGAGUCAUUCAGCUUCAUUACCAAGCCUUUGUGCUGAGCUGUUCCUUCCCCAAGGAGCCCGCCGGUGGAGAAGUUUCCGUAACGCACCUCUACGCUAGUGGAGAAGCUUACUUCAACUGCUUUACAGGCUACAGGUUGAAAGGACCGAAGACGCUCACUUGCCGCAACGCCACCACGCCCUACUGGAGCGGGAAAGAACCCCAGUGCAUUGCAUCCUGCGGUGGGAUGAUGAAAAACGCAACCACUGGUCGCAUUGUUUCUCCUGGAUUUCCUGGCAACUACAGCAACAACCUGACAUGCCACUGGGUCCUGGAGGCCCCCGAAGACCAUCGGCUACAUAUUCACUUCGAAAAGGUGGCUUUGGCAGAGGAUGAUGACAGACUGCUGAUCAAGAACGGCAACAAUAUCGACUCACCCCCUGUGUACGACUCGUAUGAGGUGGAGUAUUUGCCUAUCGAGGGAGUCCUGAGCACAGGACGUUAUCUGUUUGUAGAGUUUACCACAGAUGGGACGCUGACCUCCACGGGUGCAGCCAUCAGAUAUGAAGCUUUUGCAAAAGGAAAGUGCUACGAGCCCUUUGUCAAGUACGGCAAUUUCAGCAGCAGCGACUCCACCUAUAGCGUCGGGGCUGUGGUGGAAUUCUCGUGUGACCCCGGUUACACGCUGGAGCAAGGCUCUGUAGUCAUCGAGUGCACCGAUGCCGAAAGCACUCAGUGGAAUGAAACCGAGCCGGCUUGUAGGGCCGUGUGCAGCGGUGAGAUGACCGACUCCGCUGGCGUGGUCCUGUCUCCUAACUGGCCCGAAGCCUACGACAAGGGCCAGGACUGCAUCUGGGGCAUCCAUGUAGAAGAGGACAAGAGGAUCAUGCUGGAUAUUCAAGUGCUCAACUUGGGCAAAAACGACCUUCUGACCUUCUACGACGGCGAUGACUUGUCCGCCAACAUUCUCGGGCAAUACAGCGGUAAACGUCCUCACUUCAAGCUUUUCACGUCCAUGGCAGAUGUCACCGUACAGUUUCAAUCCGAUCCCGCCACCAAUAUCUACGGCUACAACAAUGGAUUUGUGGUGCACUUUUUCGAGGUGCCAAGGAACGAUACUUGCUCCGAGUUGCCGGAGAUUACCAACGGCUGGAAAAGCACAUCUCACCCAGACCUCAUCCACGGCACCGUCGUCACAUACCAGUGCUACCCUGGAUUUGAGAUGGCGGGCUCAGAGAUCCUCAUGUGCCAAUGGGAUCUCAGUUGGAGCGGAGAUGUGCCCAGAUGUCAGGAAGUGAUGACUUGUCAGGACCCGGGAAAUGUGGAGCACAGUCGGCGGGUGAACACAGGCACCCGCUUUGCUGUUGGAUCUUCAGUGCAGUAUUACUGUAAUAAAGGCUACAUUCUGUCAGGCAGCAGCUCGCUUACCUGCUACAACCGCGACUCUGCCAAACCUAAGUGGAGCGAUCGGCCGCCAAAGUGUGUUCCCGAAAAGUACGAGCCCUGCAGGAACCCCGGCGCCGCCUCCACCAGUGCGCUAAGUUCUGAGAAGGCCUUUUAUCAAGCAGGUGAGACGCUGACCUUCUCCUGCCACCCGGGUUACGAGCUGCAGGGGCAGGCCGCCAUUUACUGCAUUCCCGGGCAUCCUUCGCAGUGGAACAGCACGCCGCCUGCUUGUCGAGCUUCAUCGCGUCAAUACUUAUAUGAAGAUAGGCUGGAGCUUGUCAAUAACAAUUAUGGCGACGAAGGAACCAAUAUUACACUGGCUGUCUUUAUCCCAACCGCAAUUAUCUUGGUGAUUGUUCUCGGGAUUUAUGUUUGUGCAACAAAAAUACAAGGGAAGGCUAUCAGCUUGUCGUCGUCGCCGCCGUAUGACAACAUGGCAGAGGAAUCGGCCUUCGACAACCCGGUUUAUGACAGAGGAGUAAGUACAGAUGUGGUGACCCUGCAAGAUGUGGACUCACAAAACACCAGUGUGCUUUCUUGA
Messenger RNA from Nerophis lumbriciformis (worm pipefish), 3021 nucleotides. NCBI's taxonomy places the organism in Eukaryota, Metazoa, Chordata, Actinopteri, Syngnathiformes, Syngnathidae. The record is from RefSeq and is a predicted model, not a curated record.